AUAAAGCUCAUCCUGCAGUUGUUUUGUAUCGUCGAUACGCGGAAAAGAAAAGUUGUUUUGAAGAGUGUUUUUUCCCCAAUCGGUCGUUUGACAACAUUGGAAAAGUUUGCAGUACACUGCUGCGAAUGUGUUCCAUAAGGCAAGCAUGUGAACGGACCAUCAGCUAAUAAAUAUGAAUGGAUUCUUUCAGCUCAAUCCAUACUAUAAUGACAUUAAGCAGGAAAUCGUGUCCCCGUAUGCAGCAUCCACAGCAGCACCCGUCGUCGUUGCGACCACUUUACCGCAAACAGUACAGAACGUUGCACAAUCCGGCACCGGUACCGACCGGACCCUAAGCACACAUCAAAGUUUGACCAAAAGCCAACGACGGUUUUUGCACGAAAGCCCCGAAGCUCGUGCCAAGCGGCUGGCCCGGAACGCGGAGCGUAUGCGUCAGAAGCGGGCGGCCGAAUCGGAGGACGAGUAUCGCAAACGAAUGGCACAGAACGCGGAAAGGAUGCGAAAGAAGCGUGCCGCAGAAACGGAGGAAGAAUAUCGAAACCGGAUGCAGCGCAAUGUGGAAUGUAAAUCGGGCGAAGAGUAUCAGAUCCGGUUAGCGAAGAACGCCGAACGAAACCGGCUGCGGCGCCAAAAUGAGACUGAUCUAGAGCGCAGCAUACGGCGGGCCCGUAGUGCAGCUCGCGAACGGUUGCGACGCGCGAUGGAAACACCGGAACAGCGCGCAAUACGGUUGGCAAAAUUGGCUGAACGUAUGCGAAUUUCGCGGGCAAACGAAACCCCCCACCAACGGGCGCUAAGGUUAGCCAAAAAUGCGGCUAAGGCGAAGGAACGGCUGCUGAAUGAAUCCCCGGAACAGUGGAUCGAACGGAAGCGAAAAAAGGCGGAGUAUGCAAGGCAAAAGCGUGGUGCAGCGGCCGUUGCCGCUAAACUAGGCCUACCGACCCCCUGUACCUCGUCCAGCAGCAAUGCCAGCUCUACCAGCCUCAGCGUCCCAUCAACACCGGGCGACACGGUUAGCUUCAGCCAUGCACCGACGACCAACACGGCGUACAAUCUCGAACCUACCCAUUCGCUCUCGCAAACAUCGCUUGUUUCGCUGUCCACGACGGACCUGAAAGACAUUAAGCUAAUAGCACAAAAGCCGGGCCAAAUGUUGCAACUGCCGGAGCAACUGUACGCUACAUCACACAUCCCAUUCAACGGGACCGACCUGAAACCGCCUGAAUUUCUGACCGCCAACAGUCAGUCGGGCCCGCCACACGUCAUGCAGCCGGAGCUGUACAAGUUCCACAUACUGCCCUACACGUUCUCACCCACUGCCGGUGCUGUGCAUCCGACGCAAGCGGAUUACAAAGGCAAAUAGGAGCCUGUAAUUGCCGGAAUGCUUCGUACUUGAUGAGUGAGCCGUGUAGCUAAGCUAUGAGCAACAUUUGGUAACGUUAAGGUGUUUAAUUUACGCUACAUUAAGAAUAAUUUGGAAAGCUGUGUUUGUAAGCAAACUGUGUGCAAUCAAUCGCACCGGCAAUCGGCAUUUUGCAUGUAAGGUACUUUCUCACCAAUUUCCUCCUACUGGUUUAGGUUAACGUUUCGUUGGGAAUGCAGGCUCAAAUACAGUGCUCCGGGAAAAGAUAGCCACACACUAAGAGCCAUGCAUCUUUCAUUCCAAACGAAGUGAAUACUAUGUGCAAAUAAAAGAGCGUUGAGGUGUGUUCGUAUAUCGUAUAAAAACGCUAGCAAACCCUGUGCUCCCAGAACAGAUAGAAUAAAGGUCGGACGAUAAGCAGUAUGAUCUGCACGACAAAAUUUCAUUUCGAAUGUAGUUCACUUAGUAUGUAGUAAACCAACUUUGGUAGCCGAGCGUUGUGUUCUCGAGGUAAAUCAAUUAACCUAGUCAUUUUCGUC
This is a messenger RNA of Anopheles moucheti, 1902 nucleotides long. RefSeq lists its product as uncharacterized. Bases 173 to 1363 code for a protein of 396 amino acids. NCBI's taxonomy places the organism in Eukaryota, Metazoa, Arthropoda, Insecta, Diptera, Culicidae. The transcript has a single exon. The record is from RefSeq and is a predicted model, not a curated record.